AACAGAAGCCCCAGAAACAGUCCCGCAGAGAGUUCCAUGGCCCAGAGAGAAGAGGAGCUCCGCAGUAUGUGUGAGUGCUGUGAGGUGUUUUCAGGCGACUGUCGAUGAUUGUGUAACUGUGUGUUUGUGCUCAACCUUUUGCCUGAAUCUUCUCAUCGACACAAAGGUGAAUGUUCUCUAUAAAUCUAUAAAUGGCAGCAGAGUGAGCAGUUACUAACUAAUAGAAUAUGUUCAAAGUCACCACUCUGCAUAUAGUGGAUUAUUACAUUUUGAAAUGCAUUUAUUUCACUUCAGUCUGUAAACAAGCCUCCCUCCCUCUUGCUGGACCUGGAGCUCUGGGAUGCGCCGGAGAAUCUCUUUGUGCAGAGGGAGUCAGUUCUGAUGGAUCAGAGAGUGAGUGAAUGCCUGACACUGGGGGUCAUUAGUGGGUUCCUCAGGUGUUAAUCUGUUCCGCUCAGAUGAUUGUUUGAUCCACAAGGUCGCGACCUUCUAGCUGCCGUUACGUCACCGUCACGAGUCAGCGCGACAGGUGACUUGAGUCUGAAGCGAUUAGAGUGUCCAGAUGUGUAAGAAUACCGAUGAUAAUCUCUGCAUGUUAAUCUGCGGCAGCGGAAGGAAGCACCGGCCGCAGGUCUCUUCCAUUGUCUCUCCCAAGUGUGAGCAGCGGCGCUGGAUUUACCGUCACCGGGGAGAGACAGUAGAGUGCAGCCGGGGCGGCCCAGUUAGUGAGGAUUACACUCUCUCUCUCUCUUUCUCUCUCUCUCUCUGUCUGUCUGCCUCAUAAUUUCCCAGCUCAGAUGCUCGGCGUCUCGCAUCAUCGUCAUCAUCAUCAUCAUCAUCAUCAGCUGCUGCGUUCAUGAACACAGACAUGAGCACCGUCGGAGUUCAUCGAGGAUACCUGAAGAAAUAUGGUAGGAAGUCCUCCACUCCCGUGACCUUCCAUUCAUGCAUUCACCUGUUCAUCCAUCCCCGGACAUUCAUCCGUUCACUUGUCCAACCUUCCAUCCGACCACAGGUUUGAAAGUCUCACAGAAACCUUCAAUCACAACUUUUUGAUACAUGACCCUGCACCAUCAUCUACCUUUCAUUCAUCCAUUCAUCUCGUAUCGAGGACCAGGGGGCUUCAUGUUCAAACAGUGGAAGGAGCGGUACCUGGUCCUGUCCAUGGAGGGAAGCCUGCUGGUCUGCAGAGACGCUGAUUCUCCUCCGGACCUGAUCAUAGCACUGCACAGCAGCUGUGAAGCGAUCGCAGAGGGGAGGGAGAUCCUGGACCUGCCCAAGCUGCCUGCAGGGGGCCGCAGGGACUGCUGCUUCGCCCUCAUCCUGCCCCAGAACAAGUACCUGCUGCUGCUGACCGACAGCCCCGACGACUGCAAUCUGUGGCUGAAGCUGAUCAGGAAAGUCAGAGAGGGUGUCAUGUCGCCUAUGACCCUGCAGAGGCAGCGCAGCCUCACGCCCUGCAUCACAGACCGAGAGCCACUGCCGGACUCCUCCAGCGAUAAAGAACCGGGGUCACCCAAGGUCAGCGAGGGCACCCCACCACCGCCUCAGGUCACGGAGCGAGGAGGUUCUCUGAGAGACAGACGCCAGAAUCAAGGCGGCUCGCCCCGCGGCCCCCUUCGCAGCGUCUCCAUGGCACCCCCUCACCGUGUGUCCGACUGCCUCCGGCACGGCAACAGCAGCGACGCUCGGGCGGUGAGGGCCGUGUGUCUGCUGAUGGGAGGGGCGGCAGCCUCCUCUGCUCUGGGGUACCUCAACUCCUGCUCGCCGUCCUCGCCGCUCGCCACCAGAGCGCCAGAGAUCCCCCACACCAACGGCGGGCUGUCGGACCUGUCCUCCGCCGGCUCCUUUCACGCCUGCAGCCAGGACACGGACUCCCCACAAUUCAGCAGCUUCGACUUCGAAGGCGAUUCUGACUUUGAUGCGUUUGACUGUGGAGGGUUUGCGUUUUAGUCCCAAAAUGGUUCUUCAGUUUUCCUCUCAACCUCAUCGCUCACUCCACCAUCCUGAUUUUUCGUUAUUGUCCAAGCAGGAAGUGGCGGCUGUGUGUUGGCUUGUUUCCCUGUGGAGUCAUGUGUUCUGUGGCACUCAGAGGAGAGAACACACCUCGGAUUUGAGUAAGUACAGUGAACAGUGACUACUUAUUACUUUUAUGAUUUUGUCGUUCAGUCGCUGGGGUGGAGGGGUUGAAGUUCUGGAUCCGACGGUGCUGGACCCAUAGAAUCCCAAACUUCAGUCUGACAGUGACACUUGAAUAACCCUUUGUUUGGCUCUUCUCCCCAUGUGUCACUCCAUUGUCCAGUCUUCUAACAACACCGACACGUGGUCCAGUUGAGCAUAAUUCAGGGGUCUGAAACCCAUCCACCACGGGCACAGUGAAUCCACAUUUUUGUACCAACCGCUUAAGAGACACACUUGAUUCACACCUUGUUAUUUAAUGUGAGCUAUGUGCUCUUGCUUGGUUGGAGCAGAAACCUGGACCCACUGCGGCCCUGUGAGGACCGGCGUGAGACCCCUGGUCUACGAAAUGUGAUGAAUGGAUGUAGUUUUGUAAAUA
Molecule: messenger RNA, 2557 nt
Organism: Synchiropus splendidus (mandarinfish)
Lineage: Eukaryota; Metazoa; Chordata; Actinopteri; Syngnathiformes; Callionymidae
Exons: 5
Coding region: 1060-1953 (297 amino acids)
Biological process (GO): regulation of cell differentiation
Cellular component (GO): membrane
Source: RefSeq, a predicted model, not a curated record